This is a messenger RNA of Sorghum bicolor (sorghum), 3466 nucleotides long. RefSeq lists its product as uncharacterized. Bases 261 to 1766 code for a protein of 501 amino acids. NCBI's taxonomy places the organism in Eukaryota, Viridiplantae, Streptophyta, Magnoliopsida, Poales, Poaceae. The transcript is spliced from 2 exons. The record is from RefSeq and is a predicted model, not a curated record.
UUCCUCGAAAUAAUGGAGGCGAAACCGCCAGUCACCCGCUAUUCUCCGCUGGAAGUGGAACGGGAGCACGUCCCUCCAGUUCUCCACCAACACCGCUCCAGCUCCCAGCAAGGCCGAAAACCCCAACCAGUCCCCAUCCGCUCAGCCCAGCCACGCCCCGACGCCCCGGCAAUUUCUUCCUGCGUGCGUGCGUGCGUGCCCCCAGCCCGCCUCGAGCCUUCACGCCGCCACCGACCAACGGGCGCCGGCAGCCCGGCACCAUGUCGUCCUCCGGCGCCGACGCCUCCGACCUCGACGCCGCGCUCGCCCUCCUCUCCGGCCCGGAGCUCGUGGCGCAUCUCCGCGCCACCUGCCGCAGGGCGGACUACGACGCGGCCGCGCGGGUGCUCGGCGACCGCGACCGCUGGCUUGCCAAGGCCGAGGCUGCGCUCGCCGAGGCCCGGACGGGCCUGGCGGACUUGACGGCGGAAGUCCAGGCCCAGCAGGAGCGCUACGAGCUCGAGGCGGCAAGACGCAGGCCGAGCAGCCGCUCCUCGGGUGGCGCGAUCGCGGCCGCGUUGCCGCGGGUCGACCAGCGCGCUGGGGAGCCGGGCCCGAAAGGCGUUAUUGACCUCUGCAACAGCAGCGACGACGACGAGUUGGAGGAGGGGCGAGAAUUCCGCCCCGAUGUCGCGGGGGUUUCUUGCAAGCGAAAGCAGUCCGCGUCCAGGGCCGAGGAAGGGCGCCGCGCAGGGGUUUCUUGCAAGAUGAAGGCACCCGCGUCUGCGUGCUCGCCCGACAAUGAGGACGACGAAAUCCCGCUCAGCCAGCUUAUCAAGAAGCGGAGGAGAACUAAGCCUUGGGCUAAUGGCGAACCCAAGAAGGGGCAUAGAGAUGUGCAGGCGAAUUCUGCUGGACCUUUGGGGGUUGAUCGGCCUGUGAUUUCUCACGUGAACAGGGGAAUCCCCGAAGCAGUCGCUGAGCACAUGGUUGGUAGCUCUAAUGAUCCAAAGGUGGCGGAUUUCGUGCAGGGGACUGAGAAUGGUCGAUCGGGAAAGAAUGGGGGAUUUUUCACGACAAUGCCGAGUCCUCCGCCCACUGGUUCCACUGCUAGGAAGAGCCCGCGCAAGAACUGCUCCAAGCCCGAUGGCUGUGAAGGCCAAGCGAGGACUCGUGAGAAACAAGGUCCUGUGAUUUCUCCCGUGAACAGGGGAAUCCCCGAAGCAGUCGCUGAGCACAUGGUUGGUAGCCCUGAUAAUCCAAAGGUGGCAGUAUUCGUGCACGGGAUUGGCAAUUGCCAAUCGGGGAAGAACGGGGGAUUGUCCAGGACAAUGCCGAGUCCUAAGGCCACUGAUUCCACUGUUGGGAACAGCCCGCACAAGAACUGCUCCAAGCCCGAUGGCUCUGAAGGUCGAGCGAGUUCAUUGCCUUCAGCAGUUACAAGACACUGGAAAUCUUCUUCAGCUGUUUUUAGCUCAUUCCUAGGAAAUAAGGAUCUCUGUAUGCAAGCUGCUUGUGCUCUUCAUCGCCAGAGAAAGUUUACGACUCAGUCAACUGAAGGAGGACGAAGUGGAUGUACUGGACUCAGCAAAUUUGAAGCACACAGGCUGGCUGUGUUGGCGGAAUUUCUUUUGGAUGGCAACCUUCAGGGACCGCUGAAAAGAACUGCUGAGGACCUAGAGGAGCGUGAUUCUACAGGGCAUGAUUUUCUUGAGAGAGUAGUAGUGCAAUGCUGUGAGCAAUUGUUCAAUAUUUACAAGAACAAAGAAGAUAAAUACUUCUGUUGAAAGCGGCAAAACUGUAUCUGGUAAGGUUUGCACAACUUAUCGUAUGGAAAGGGGUUACUAUGUUUUGUUAUGAUAAUGUGAUGUAUAUAGCCCAUGCUGAAACUAAUCAUCUUGAUGGAUUAGAACGGGUAGCAUUUGUAGAAGUUGCAGUGACUCUAUUUGUUUACUUGCAUUGUGUUUAGGAAUAUCACACUGAGUGAGCUCAUAAGUCAUAACUGCCUAUGGUAUAUGCACCUUUUAUUUUCCACUCACCCUGAGUCGAUAAGAGAUUAUAUCUGGUGCUACCGUUUUACCAAACACGAUAGCACCUAAGCCGGCGCAUGAAAAAAUACAAAAAAAAAGAUGGAUAGAGGCAAUCCACUAUAAGCAUGCAAACAUUUGAGUUUGAACAAAAACUUGUGGUAAGAGAAACAGGCACUUGAAUAGUGUGUGCUGCAGACUCAGAAGAGUGUUGGCGAGAGGUUUCCUUUUCUAUUUCUGAAAACAGAAUCAAGAGGAUUUGUUGCUAAUGCUAACGGAAAAUGUUAGCAGGAGUGCCACUGUUUGUUGGAGCAGGAUUCUGUAAGGAAGCCGCUUAUCCAUUGAUAAGCUUUAUUCUGUGGGUUACAUUCUUGGUUUUAGCGACUAUUUCAGAUUCGGAUUAUCAUUCUGUGAGAUUCUUUUUGUUGGCUGUGCAUGACAUAGUUCUCUGAUCUGGUGUCCCUGGUACGUUUCCUUGGGGAAAAUUUCCCAUCCUUGCCUUUGCAGAUUGCUAAAACUGGAUUUUCAGCCUGGACCUGGCCAUGAUAGUUUGCCAUAUGCCUGUGUGGCUGUGUUUGAUUUUCCUUUGUACGAGUUCACUCGGAGAGCAGAGGUUGGAAACACACGAAGGUUCCUUAUUUUGCAAUUGAAAAUUAGGGCCUAAUUGGUAGAGCUUCAUCAUAGAUCCACCGUGAAUCUGGGAUUCAAUGAAGUGUUUAUGUAUAGCUCUAGUGUUUCUUUCUGUCUCACUGACAUCUAGACCCACAUGUCAGGGGCAUAUAAUAAAAUAAAAGAAAACCAUAGCCUUCUUCCUCUCGACGACUCAGUGCCAAGCAAGGUCGGGCUUGCGGCCAUGGCCGGACACGGGCGCGGCCGGGGGCGCGGAGGCAAGGGCACUUGGGGCGCCGGCGUAGGCAGGGCCGGCGGCCAUGGUCGGGGGCAUGGAGGCAAGGCCGGCGGGCGGCGGCCACAGCUAGGGGCAUGGAGGCAGGGGCGUGCGCGGCCAGGGGUGCAGGCACGACGGGCACGGCCCUAGCUGGGCAUGGUGGCCAUCGCACGGAGCCGGUGGCAACGCACGGGGAGCCGGUGGAGGGGCAGAUCCACCAAAUGGUGGAUCAGAUUCGACUAUUCGAGCUUGUGGAGCUGGAAACAUUUGGCAAAAAAAAAAGAAAAGAAAAGAAAGGAUCUGAAUCUGUUUUUUUGAAUCUGGCAAUCUCUAACAAAUGAUAUUCACUAUCUAGCCAUCUAUUAGCAGGUGGAUCCAAUUAGCAACUAUCAUCUAUUAGCCAUGUAUCUAUUUGCCAGGGUGAUAUUUUUAUUAUGCUCGUAGCAUACCCAGAGCAAACUCUUUCUUUGAAGAUGGAUUUGCAGCGUUGAACCGAGGCCAACACAUUCCUGAAGAUGAUUGUCAUUCCGGAUUGUCUAAAUGGACCAACAUACAGUGAUCAUAAUUGCCAUGA